CAGCCCCAAGAGGAGGCGCACGGCGGACGCGCGACCCUGCGAGAGCGGGGCUCAGGCGCAGCGCGACCCCGCUGGCCGGGCGGGGCGCGCACGUGUGUAUACGAGUGCGGGGGCCCGUCAGCGGCCCGGACUACAAGUUCCAGGGUGCCCAGCGGCGCGCCUGGGUUUCCUGGCCGCGCGGCCCGCUGGCUCCUGAGCAGGUCGCCGCGGGUUGGCACGCGUCACCUGGUUCCCGAGUAAAUAAGGGAGAGACUCCCCGAGCACCGUAAAUAGAGUCCAAGUGGGCGGGGAGCCGCCCCGCGCCGCCCGCUCAUGUCUCUGCAGAGCCGAGUGUCCGGCCGCCUGGCACAGCUGCGCGCGGCGGGGCAGCUGCUCGGCGCCCGGCGCCCCUGGUCCGGCCCCUCGGCGGGUGCCACGCGGACCCGCAGCACUGCGUGCGGUCCCCCGGCCUCCCUGGGCGCGUACGACCCGCGCGCGCGGACCCUAGCGGGAGUUGGGGCUUGGGGGGCGGCGGCGGUGGGGCGGAGAGCCGGGGUGCGCACCUGGGCCCCCCUGGCCAUGGCGGCGAAGGUGGACCUGAGCACCUCCACCGACUGGAAGGAGGCAAAAUCGUUUCUGAAGGGCCUGAGUGACAAGCAGCGGGAGGAACAUUACUUCUGCCGGGACUUCGUCAGGCUGAAGAAGAUCCCGACGUGGAAGGAGGCGGCAAAAGGGGUGACCAUGAAGGUGGAGGAGCCCAAGUACAAGAAGGACAAGCAGCUCAACGAGAAGAUCUCCCUGUUCCGAGGCGAUAUCACCAAGCUGGAGGUGGACGCCAUCGUCAACGCCGCCAACAGCUCCCUGCUCGGAGGCGGCGGCGUGGACGGCUGCAUCCACCGGGCCGCCGGACCCCUCCUCACCGACGAGUGCAGGACCCUUCAGAGCUGCGAGACCGGCAAGGCCAAGAUCACCUGCGGCUAUCGGCUGCCGGCCAAGUAUGUCAUCCACACGGUGGGACCCAUCGCCCACGGAGAGCCCAGCGCCAGCCAGGCUGCCGAGCUCCGCAGCUGCUACUUGAGCAGCCUUGACCUGCUGCUGGAGCACCGGCUCCGCUCGGUGGCGUUCCCCUGUAUCUCCACAGGAGUGUUUGGCUACCCCAACGAGGCGGCGGCCGAGGUAGUGCUGACCACGUUGCGCGAGUGGCUGGAGCAGCACAAGGACAAGGUGGACCGGCUGAUCAUAUGCGUGUUCCUGGAGAAGGACGAAAACAUCUACCGGCAACGCUUCCCCCAUUACUUCCCCGUCGCAUGACGGCAGCCCGCCGCCUACCCUGACCAGGACUGACUCGUCUGGGCCUACUGGACCGCGCUCCCAGCUCUAAGAAGUCGCGGAAGCCUGCAGCAGGGCCUGGCUUGGCCACCCUAUUCUUUCCCUCUGCCCCCUGCCCCCUGCCCCCUGAGCAGCCUCUAUUCUAAUAAAGACCACUACUAUUGCA
Molecule: messenger RNA, 1474 nt
Organism: Eubalaena glacialis (North Atlantic right whale)
Lineage: Eukaryota; Metazoa; Chordata; Mammalia; Artiodactyla; Balaenidae
Gene: MACROD1
Product: mono-ADP ribosylhydrolase 1
Exons: 11
Coding region: 313-1290 (325 amino acids)
Biological process (GO): DNA damage response; purine nucleoside metabolic process; peptidyl-glutamate ADP-deribosylation
Cellular component (GO): nucleoplasm
Molecular function (GO): ADP-ribosylglutamate-[protein] hydrolase activity
Source: RefSeq, a predicted model, not a curated record